Messenger RNA from Rhagoletis pomonella (apple maggot), 1254 nucleotides. Its product is annotated as odorant receptor 63a-like. NCBI's taxonomy places the organism in Eukaryota, Metazoa, Arthropoda, Insecta, Diptera, Tephritidae. Bases 1 to 1248 code for a protein of 415 amino acids. The record is from RefSeq and is a predicted model, not a curated record. Gene Ontology annotation, cellular component: plasma membrane. Gene Ontology annotation, biological process: sensory perception of smell; detection of chemical stimulus involved in sensory perception of smell. Gene Ontology annotation, molecular function: olfactory receptor activity; odorant binding. The transcript has 10 exons.
AUGAUUUUAGACAAAUUGGCCGAAGUUCGUGAACGUAAUUUUAAUUCAAUAAAAGUGCUGUUUGCAGUUUCUUAUGGAUUAGGCGUUAAUUUGACCGCACCCAGUAAAUUCAAAGAAUCGUUGAGAAUCGUUAAUGUGAUUUUGGUGGUGAGUAGCACGCUGUCCUUGUACGCCCAUUGGUGCUACCUCCAGAGAAAUUUCGAUAGCAUUCCUCUCUUAGCUGAGACUGUUUGCACUGCUUUGCAGACUCUCAUUUCGCUCUUCAAAAUGGUGUACUAUCUGUUAAGGCAACGAACCUUUUACCGUCUACUGGACCAGGUUUUAACCCACGACCUAAUACAUAAAAUAGAAAUAUUUCAACACGAUUUCCCCGUAAAAUACCAAUUGAAGCAAGAGAUCGAUAAUAUAAUGACUGACAUUUGGCGCACCACUCGUCGGCAAAUAUUGUUUUAUUUCUCUUGUUGUCUGGCGAUUGUGUGCAACUACUUUUUUGCUGCAUUAUUUGUAAAUCUCUACCAUCAGCUAAAGCAAACACCUAACUACAAACAUAUUCUACCCUUUCCUGCUUUAUAUACGUUCUGGGAAGACAAGGGCAUGACAUUCCCCUACUAUCACUCGGAAAUGUUCUUGAGCGGCAGCGCUGUGUAUAUUGCUGGAAUGUGUGCCGUAAGUUUUGAUGGUGUCUUCAUAGUAUUAUCCCAGCAUGCUGUCGGAUUGAUAAAGGUUCUCAACUUGCUAGUGUUACGAUCCACUUCACCGCUGAUACCUGUCGAAAGGCGUAUUGAAUAUCUACGAUAUACCAUUAUUACGUACCAGCGAACAGCAAUCUACGUGCAGCAAAUUCAAACAAUUUUUAAGCAAAUUAGUCUAUCCCAAUUCGUAUUUAGCUUGAUCAUAUAUGGCUUCGUUCUAUUCGAAUUGAGUUUUGGUUUAGAAUCAAGCAUAACAAUCUUCAUCCGAAUGAUAAUGUACAUUGCGGCCGGUGGAACCCAAAUUGUUAUAUAUUGUUACAAUGGCCAGCAGCUAACUACAGUGAGCGAGCAAAUUCCGUUUUCAUUUUACACGUCUAAAUGGUACGAAGAAUCGGAAAAGUUUAAACAACUUAUUCGUAUGAUGAUUUUGCGAACUCAUCGUAACUUCCACUUGGAGGUUUCAUGGUUUACAUUGAUGAAUUUGGCCACUUUAAUUGCUCUAUUCAGGAUGAGCGGUUCGUACUUUUUGUUAUUGCGCAACCUUCAAGAAAAAUAAACGCGG